This is a messenger RNA of Lytechinus pictus (painted urchin), 2589 nucleotides long. RefSeq names its product adenylate cyclase type 9-like. The transcript has a single exon. Gene Ontology annotation, cellular component: plasma membrane. NCBI's taxonomy places the organism in Eukaryota, Metazoa, Echinodermata, Echinoidea, Temnopleuroida, Toxopneustidae. Gene Ontology annotation, biological process: adenylate cyclase-activating G protein-coupled receptor signaling pathway; cyclic nucleotide biosynthetic process; intracellular signal transduction. Gene Ontology annotation, molecular function: adenylate cyclase activity. Bases 512 to 2203 code for a protein of 563 amino acids. The record is from RefSeq and is a predicted model, not a curated record.
AUUUAAAUUUUCACAAAGAAUCAAAUCAGUGAAAGAUAGUAUAUAACUGUUUUUAUACUCUUAUCUUUUGGAUUUGAGAAUUGCUUUGAAUGUUGGAAUAACAGUCAAAUGUUCUUCCCCAAAGCUUUCUACAAGCUUUAAUUCUUGAUGUAGUAUUUUACAAAAAAAAGUGCUUUCGGUUCAUUGUGGUAUGUUUUGAUGCAGCAAUAUACUUUUGGGUAGGACCUGCCCUUACAAUAUAAAUUUUUUUUUUGAUAGAGUGUACCAGAUGAUUGGUUCAAUUAGAGGGUGAGGUGGCACUACGAGAGUCAAGACAUUGAAAUUGUAUUAAAUUUACAUGUUAAUGAUAUUAUAAUUUUUUCUAUGGUUUUUCCCUCUUAUCUAUUUCAACAAGCAUUUGUUUUUUCUCAAAUAUGACUCAAAUUAGAUCUGCUAUACGUAAUAUUUUGUUUGGUUUUAUAUUUUCCAGUGAGCUAAGUGUUCACCAGUGAGAAGAUCAGAAGCCACAGACAUGGUCUCCGUGACUGAGACAGAGGUUAGGUUCACACCAAGCAGUCGAGGAACAGAAGAGGGCGCUGUAGAGGUGACUGUCAAAGGAUCUAGCAACAUGCCAAGCACUAGGAGACAAAGCUCUGAGAGCAGCAGAAGGUCCCUGAGUGGACGCUGCUGCCCAAAGCUCUUUGAGCGUGCCUCAGGGAGCUGGUGGGAUCCCAAGUUCAACCUUCCCAUUAUUGAGGAACAGUUUCAAAGGCAGUCGUUCCCUCAGCUCAAGAAGCGGUUCCGCUAUGCAGUAGGGUAUGCUCUUCUAGCUUGUAUAACAUGGAUGACUUAUAUACCUAUCAAUAUGGGCAACAUGGAGCAGACGUGUGACUGGAUUAUUUUUGAAAUAGCACUUGGGUGUAUGGUCGGGGUUUGUAUAGCUCUUAUAGCCUUCACAACUUGUAGGUAUUAUAGGGACUAUGUAAUGCACACUUCGCUUGUCUUUAUAGUAGUCGUAUGUGGACUUACUCUAGCUUCAUUUGCGUCUUUCACCAAUGAUUGCGAAUGCGAUAAUAGAGUGAUUAGUACUGUUGCGACGUUUGCGGUAUGCGUUGAGAUGAUCUUGAUGACAUAUACCGUGAUACCAUUACCAUUUCUAUACUCAGUGUUUACUAUGAUGUUGUUUUCAUUCGUGUAUGAGGUCUUAUUCUUCACCACCGCACUACAGCCGGAUGAAGUGAAUGCAACGCAUGUGUUCACCAAGCUGUUCCUUCACUUGUGUAUCCACAUGAUGGGCAUGCAUAUUUUCUUUAUGUCUCAAGUGCGUAACCGUAGUACAUUCUUGAAGGUUGUAGAAACUGUUGUUGCCCAGAACCUGCACAAACGGGAGAAGCAGAUCAAGGAGGCUACCAUCCAAUCUCUUAUGCCUGACAUUAUUGCCAAAGAGCUACUGAAGGGUCGAGAGUCUAACCCCGAAGUCAAGCCUCACAAGGGUCGUAAGCAGUCUUCUGAACCCAUCUUCCGACCCUUCUACAUGAAUCGCAUGGAGAAUGUUAGCAUCCUGUAUGCCGACAUCGCUGGGUUUACCAAGAUGAGCGCAAACAAGAGUGCAGAGGUUCUUGUUGGUCUUCUCAACAACCUAUUCGGCCGCUUUGACCACCUCUGCAGGAGGCACAACUGUGAGAAGAUCUGUACCUUGGGUGACUGCUACUACUGUGUGUCCGGAUGUCCUGUGUAUAGGGAGGACCACGCCCAAUGUUGUGUUGAAAUGGGUCUGAGCAUGAUCGAAGCUAUCAAGGAUUUCUGCCAAGAGACAGGAGAGAAGGUCAACAUGCGCGUUGGGAUUCAUACUGGCACUGUGCUCUGUGGCAUUGUGGGUAAUCGUCGCUUCAAGUUUGAUGUGUGGUCCAAUGAUGUAACCAUUGCUAACAAGAUGGAAGCUUCUGGCCAGCCUGGGAAAGUUCACGUAUCUGCAGAGUCUGUCAAGUUUCUUGGAGAGAGAUAUGUCUUGGAUGAAGGCAAUGCAGACAAACAUGCUCUUCUCAUUGGUAAGUUCAAACUUAACAUUUCUCUCUCCUCUACAACUUCAUUAAUAUUUUCCCAUUACUUCCUUAGUUUGGUUUCUAGUUUGCUGCAUAGAAGCAUCAUAUUUAUGUAUCACUAUCAGCUCAAAUACAUAUCUUGUAGGGGUAGGCGGGGUAAGUUGAGCAUAGGGGCAAGUUGAGCCACCACCCCCAGGCCAAUAAUGAAUGAGUCAGACAUCGUGGUGGUGUCAUGCAUGGAUGACCCAUUACAUAACCCUUAAUCCCACCACAUUGUUUUCAACUUUGAAACAGAAAUUACUUUUUAGAGGGAAAAUAUGAAUUUCAUCCAAAAAAGUAAAAAAGGGUGUGAAAUAGAUCAGUGCUUUUUACCCGCACACGUCUUUAAAUAUAAUAAAGAAAUAAGAACAAUAUUGUUAGUCCAGGUAUGGAUUCUCAUUCUUGUCAUAGUCUUUUACAUGAUGAAUGCAUAAGAAAUGUGUGGAUGUGAAAAUACCACAUUAAGUUCGGACUGGGGUAAUUUGUGCCAGCCAACAUGGGGCAAGUUGAGCCAUGGUAAUUCUUAUGG